AUGACGGAAACCAACGACGCCGACAACGACCACAUAGGCUGGCGCGCUGCCGCCGUUGCCGGAACCCAGCCUGACGGAAUGUCCAAAAAUGCGUUUAAGAAACUCCUCAAGGCGAAGGCGAAGGAGGAAAACAACGCCACAAGAAAGAAACCUACAAAUCACUAUUGUGGCGUGUGCUCGCGUCGCUUUAUCACGUGGCAGGGGCUUGGCCAACACAUGAUGGCCAGGCCCACAUGGUGUGACGGAGCGUUGAGUCGCGCAGAGUUCGUCCCCAUUGAACCUGUUCCCACGGCACCCUACCAAGACGAAGCUGGUGGAUAUGGGAUCGCGUCCAACACUUCAAAAGCCAAUGAGCCCCGAGAAGCCGGUACCAGCUCGAGAACCCGAGUGUCCGUGAGGAAGCCAACCGCGCGUACCAAUACGAGCACCAAAGUAUCCGUGGCGUCCUCGGUAUCCACGGGUCGGCUUCGCACAAUCACUGAAGAAAAGAAGACAUUCCCUUGCAACCUUUGCGACAGGAAGUUUUCUUCAUGGCAAGAACGUGACAGCCACACGAUGGUCCACCCAGAGCAUCUGAGGCAGGUUUAUGCGAAGGAGGGCUUGGCUUUGGACAAUGGAGCCGCCUUGGAACUUUGGUGUCAGAUGGCGGCUUGCAGCUCAAAAGGUGACGAUGACGUGGACUACACGGCGGUAGAGGACGCUGCUCGCAUGCUUCAAGACAAACACGAUGAUGCCGUCGUGGCUGUGGCUCUCCACAACUAUGAAACGUUCUUUGGCAUGGAGGACGGAACUGCAACUUAUGCACAAGUCAAUGGCACAUCCGCAGGCAUCGACGGCUGGGCCUCGAGUGCUAUAAACAAUGUUUCCAUCGACAACCAACAAAACGACAAUGACGAAGGAAAAAGCAAACCGGCAGAUCAUGUAACCGCCAAAGAAGACCAUCGAGGCGACACCGAGGAAUCCCGGAUGCUGAAGCGUGCGAUGAUGGAGUCCCUGCUGGAGGCACAAGGCGUCCGUGUCCCCGAGAGAUUGGUGGACAACUGCAGGGACAGCGAAGAUGAGGAAGGAUUCUACUAUUACGAAGGAUCCUUCUAUGACAGUGAAUCAGACAAUGGAUCGGAUGAUUGUUCCGAUGAUUUGGAUGAUGACAGCGACGGGGCACGCUCAGUCGACGCCGAAAGCUUCACCAUACAACACGACAGUAGCAGUGGCAGCAGCGAUGAAAGCUGGUCGCGUGUCUCGGAUGGCUGGUCGCGUGAGGAGGGCGCUUCCGUGAAUGGUUCGCGCUGCAGCGGUUGGAGCAUCGUCGAGGGAGAUCCCUUGGAGGAGGAUUAG
This is a messenger RNA of Seminavis robusta, 1335 nucleotides long. The record is from the annotation of a GenBank genome assembly. Lineage: Eukaryota; Bacillariophyta; Bacillariophyceae; Naviculales; Naviculaceae.